Molecule: messenger RNA, 2377 nt
Organism: Spirodela intermedia
Lineage: Eukaryota; Viridiplantae; Streptophyta; Magnoliopsida; Alismatales; Araceae
Source: the annotation of a GenBank genome assembly
AUGAAGACCAACAGUGGAGACGCCGGCGGCAUCCAGGUGUCUGGCAUGCAGUUUAGUUACGACGGGCAGCCGCCGCUCUUCGUCCAGUUCGAUCUCGAAGUGACGCCCGGCUCACGGUGCCUCCUGAUCGGGGCCAAUGGAUCUGGUAAGCUUGGCAGUUCACGAUUUGGUCGCCUCGGUCCGUCUCCUUGUGAAGUCGCGAUUCUUUCUGCGGGAAUUGUUUUCAUGUGCGUCUGUUUGAGAUGAGAUCAUUAGAUCCGCUCCUGUGUUCUCGGUUUCGUGAUUUAUUUGGAUGCUGAAACCAUGCAAUCCUGUUCGCGCAUCUCCGAUUCUCCCGCAGUCUCUAUUUUAGGUUUUCACAUUCUCCUGUUGCUGAAAUGGCAGGAUAUUGGACCCGGUUUCUUUAUUUUCGUGCCUCGAAACUCUUAUUCAUUGUUUCCGUUUUCCUUUUGCAGGAAAGACCACGUUACUGAAGAUUUUGGCUGGGAAGCACAUGGUUGGAGGAAGAGACGUGGUUCGGGUGCUGAAUUGUUCCGCUUUCCACGAUACUCAACUGAUCUGCGGCGGUGACCUUGCCUACCUCGGUGGUUCGUGGAAUAAAACAAUUGGUUCUGCUGUGAGUUUCUGCCCCCUGUUCCAAUUAUUUUGUGUUAUCUAGUAUUUAAAUCUUCCGACUUCCCAGAACAUAGAAUUUUUGUGUAUAUUCCAGUGAUGGAUAUACAUAUAUCUUUGGGGUCAUAUUCGAAUAUGAUCAUUUCUCGCAUGAUUACGGUUUCCAGCACCGAAUAUUUAAGAUAAAUUUCCUGCCUUCAAGCUAUAUAAUCCUGAUGAUGUUGGUGAACAUUUUUUUUCUCUAGGGUGAUGUUCCACUGCAGGGUGAUUUCUCCGCGGAGCACAUGAUUUUUGGAGGUAGGGCUCUACAACCGACACGAUUUAUUCAUCAGUUUGAAUCAUAUCUGUCUUACUGUCAUGCUAUUUAUCUACGCAUUAGUGAUUUUUUAAUUUUAUUUUAUCAGGCCCAUGAAUAGUUUCAUGUCUUCUUUCCAGUACCACCUCUGUUGGUAGUCUAAGUGGUUAUAACCGUCAUCCUCUCCUUCUCAGAAGGCUUAGCCACACACCGUACUGAUGGAACUAGAAUUAUCUCAAAUCAAUUUUUUUUGUUGACGAUUACUAAUUUUGAUGUCUCAUAUUUUUAAGUUUGUUCAAAAUAUUCUGGAUCUUCUUGUAAAUGCGAUAUCUUCUCUUUUUUAGUCGUCUUUUGAAUAUAAAGCCUAACAAAGGUGACAAUUACCCUCGGAAUUUGACAGAAUCGGGGCUAUCCGACUGAAUCAGCAAUGAACACCAUUUAGCUAGUGAAAAUCCUCAUCGAAAAGUGUUAAGGGGCAAUGUGUUUGUGUCCAUAAAUCUAUUAAGUCUAUUAAAUUAUAUCUAGCAAGGCCAUAAUCUCAUGAGGUUCAACGUGGCAGAAAACUAGUCAGGAAUAGAAAAGUACACUGUUCACAAUUCGAUCAUCAGUCGGGGAACCACCGUUUUCUGUUGAAGAAACGGCUACCCGGAUGUCUGCCAUCAACUACGGAUGCUCCAUUUGAUUUGGAGAUCUUACUCAAUGUCCCUGACAAGCUUUUCUCAAUCUCUUAUGUUCCUCACCCAAGAUUUGCAGACGAAUACCUAACUUUGGUGAAGCAGGUGAACCAGAAAUCUCUUAAAUCCUGCUCCCGUUUCAUGAUUUUGUCCUAGCAGUGGAAGGGGUCGACCCUACCAGGCGAGAGAAACUGAUCGACCUGCUCGACAUCGACCUACAAUGGCGGAUGCACAAAGUCUCCGACGGGCAGCGCCGGCGAGUCCAGAUAUGCAUGGGGCUCCUCCAUCCUUUCAAGGUCAGCAAUCCUCCUCCCCUCCCCUCCGUUUCUCCGAAUCUUCGACGCAGGUCGAGGCCCUGAAACCAUAAUCUCCCCAGGUCCUGCUGCUCGACGAGAUCACCGUCGACCUCGACGUCGUCACCAGGAUGGAUCUCCUCGAUUUCUUCAAGGAGGAAUGCGACCAGGUAGGGUUCUCCACCGCCACCGCCGUCGCCGCCGCCGGCGACUGAAAUCCUGUUCUCCGUUCGCAGAGAGGAGCGACCAUCGUCUACGCCACCCACAUCUUCGACGGGCUCGAGACCUGGGCCACCCACGCGGCCUACAUCCAGGACGGCGAGCUGAGGAGGUCCGAGCCGCUCUCGGAGCUCCCGGAGAUGAAGGGCGCCAAGAACUUGCUCUCUGUGGUCGAGUCGUGGCUCCGCGCCGAGACCAAGCGCCCCCAGAAGGCCGCCGCCGCCUCCUCCCCUUUCGGCAACUCCCCCUUCAGAUCCUCCAGGCACAUGGCCUACUUCCGUUGA